AUGUUGACAGCAAACGCGACUGAAACUGAAAAAUUAAAGCCAAUAGUUAUUGGAUCAUUUAUUGAACCCUAUGCUCUAGCCUACGAAGAAUCAAACAGUGAAAAAGAGGAAUUAGAAAGUGUGAAUUCAGAUAAUAAAGAGAGUCAUGCAAGCUUGUCUAGGAAUUUUAUUCGAUGUGGCCAUGGCUGCCUAAGGUUAAAUGCUAGUAAUAUUAAUAAACAAAGCUGUGCUCGUCCUUAUAGACUUUCAGCACCUUCUGAAACUUCUUUAACAAAUAUUAGGCUUGAAUUUUUGCCACCUCACACUACCGCUCACUUGCAACCGAUGGAUGCAGAGGUUGAAACUUCAACAAUUGUGAAUUGUUGGGUAAAAACUGGAAUCCUUCCGGCAUUAUCUGGUAACGAAAUUGAAAGUGCCACUCUUGCCCUGCAAGACUUGGCGUAUUUUGAAAAAGAUGAAAAUGAUGAAUUGAUCGUAGACUUAACAACAAAUUUAUUAGACCCAACAAUCGAGCGUGAAAUAAAUAACUUCAAUAAUCUAAACAAUUCUCAAAUACUUACAGAGGAUGUUCUUGAUGAAAUGCAAAUUGUGCAUAUUGUAUUAGAUGAACAGGAGAAUAUGAAGAAGGUGACGCAAGUGACACAGAUAAUGAACCACCCGAAGUUCCUGUCGUGA
Messenger RNA from Racocetra fulgida, 675 nucleotides. The record is from the annotation of a GenBank genome assembly. NCBI's taxonomy places the organism in Eukaryota, Fungi, Glomeromycota, Glomeromycetes, Diversisporales, Gigasporaceae.